ACAACUCUUCCUUGUGCGUCAUCUGACUCCUCCCACUAGCGACAGUGCGAGCUCUUUGAUUUUGAACUACUGUUUUUUUUCUGCUUAAUCUGCAUUAACUAGUUUUAGAAACUUUCUUUUUUGUUUCUGGAUACAUAUCAUCUUAAAAUGCAGGCACUAAGAAAUAUGUUUCGUUCGUGGUCAUCUGAUGCCAGACUUGACGGUAAAACUGUUAUAAUUACUGGAGCUAACACUGGAAUUGGCAAAGAAACAGCCAUUGACCUGGCAAAGAGAGGGGCACGGAUCAUUAUGGCUUGCAGGGAUACAGAGAAAGCAGAUGCAGCCCUGAAAGAAGUUAAGGGUGCUUCAGGAAACCAGGAUGUUGUUACCAGAAGGCUUGACCUGGCAGAUUCCAAAUCAAUCAGAGAAUUUGCAGAGAACAUCAAUAAAGAGGAGAAACAAGUCAACAUCUUAAUUAACAACGCUGGUUUGAUGGCUUGUCCUUACGGAAAGACUGCAGAUGGUUUUGAAAUGCAAAUAGGGGUGAACCACUUGGGUCACUUCCUGUUGACUUACCUGUUAUUGGAUUUGAUUAAAAGAUCAACGCCAGCAAGGAUCAUUAAUAUCUCGUCCAUGGCACACCAGUGGGGGACCAUCAACUUAGAGGACCUCAAUAGUGAGAAGAACUACGAUAAACAGAAAGCCUACGCCCAGAGCAAGCUGGCAAACAUUCUGUUCACUCGCUCAUUGGCCAAAAGAUUAGAAGGUACUGGAGUGACAGCGUAUGCUCUCCAUCCUGGCGUGGUUCAGACUGAUUUGUGGAGGCACAUGAAUAUAGUUCUACAAGCUGGCUUGUGGUUGUCAAAGCCCUUCACCAAAACAACUGCGCAGGGAGCUCAGACCUCCAUCUACUGUGCCGUGGCCCCUGAACUGGAGACAGAGAGUGGCAAAUAUUACAGUGACUGUGCACCUGCUAAAUGCUCCCAGGCUGCCAUGGAUGAUGAGACGGCCCAGCGCCUCUGGGAACUCAGCUGUAAGAUGCUCAGCAUCACAUGGGAAUGAAAACUCAACUCUCUUCCUGAUGACUUCAAGUUUUAUUGCAGUCUGCCUGAGAUCAGCGUAUCUGUCCAAUUUAGAAAUACUAAUAGUUAAUAUUAAUAUUAACAUAAUAUCAAAAAGAGAACUGGCUAUCAAAUAUGAUGGGCUUUACAUUAUGUGAAAUUUUAAAACGUAUAUUUUUUGGUCUCAGGUUGCUUAUAUCUAAUAAUAAAGGUACAUAUUUAUGCACUAAAUUAUAUAUUGCAUUAAAUAAAUGCCAGAUUCAAAUAGUUGAAAAUGCACUAAGUAUAUGUGAAUAUGUUUAAUGCAUUUCAAUUUUUGUAUCCUGGAAUUAAUUUGCAAUAAAAAGUUUGGUAUGACCCAAAA
This is a messenger RNA of Megalobrama amblycephala (Wuchang bream), 1404 nucleotides long. RefSeq names its product retinol dehydrogenase 12, like (gene rdh12l). The record is from RefSeq and is a predicted model, not a curated record. NCBI's taxonomy places the organism in Eukaryota, Metazoa, Chordata, Actinopteri, Cypriniformes, Xenocyprididae. Bases 148 to 1041 code for a protein of 297 amino acids. The transcript has 7 exons.